GCAUUGGAUUUUGAAAGAAUAAGAAAUUACUUUUCUCUCUGGCUGGCUGCCUGAAAAAGUUUACUUGCCUCUGCUAUUCAGGGGUUUGCAUGGCAAACUUGGAUUGUUUGACUUUAUUCAAAAGAACUUAUGUGAUAACCAGAGAUAUAUUUAAUUUAGAGUCAUCUAUGUUCCUUCUUCUUAACCCCCCUCUUGAAUUCUGAGAAAUCUGCAGUUGCUUAGUAUAUUUUCACUGCCCUAACAUCUUAAAAUCCUUCUUUUCUUUCCUAUCCAUGUCACCUAAUUUCUCAACUACUUCUACUCUUAAUUCUCCAGAAACCUUCCUCAGCCCCAGUUGUUUCUCUUCUCCCUUUUCUCCUGUUUCUUUACCACCAAAACCCUAAUCUGUCAUUCCUCUUUUUGAGGGGGGUGCAGUUUGGGAUGGAGGUCCUUAUGAGUACCUGAUGAAUUUGUCUGUUCUGAUGACAGUCCAUCUUUCUUUGCUUGGGAAGAGGUAAAGGAUUCAUCUUUCCCUCUCCCUCAUUCCCCACAUCUAAUCUAAUCAUCUAAUAUAAAUGCAGUGCUUGAGGCUAGAGAGGUCAACAGGAGCCAAGGAGAGAGGGCUUCGAAUGCUAGAGUAAGAGCUUGGAUUGAAUUGAGGACAGUUGGAGAACCAACCAAUUACAUUAGAGUCUGCCUUCUAAACUGCUCUAGAACCUGGUCCUUGCUCUUUUCCACACUAUCACAGCCCUCAAGUCUUACAAGAAUUUCUUCAAUGGCCUCCUUUCAGGUCUCAGAUUCUAGUCUUGCACCUCUACAUUAUCGCCAAAUGCAAAUUAUUCUAGAAGGCAAACCUGAGCACACUGCUUAAAAAUUGGUUCCCCAGCUGUCCUCAACCCAUGCUCUUGCCCCUAGCAUUUGAGGCCCUCCCUAAUUGGCUCCCUGAGCUCUCCCGCCCCAUCUGCUUUUCCAAACACCCUAACUACUACAGAAGUUCCCCACCAUGCCCCCUCUGAGCCUUUGCUCAGGCUGUGUUCUCUGCUUGGGAUGCCUUUCCCUCCUCUUAGCUACUCAACACAUACCCACAUCUCUUUCAAUACUCAACUUAAGCUUCACCUCCUUUCUAGAGAACCUUCUGACUCCCUCCGUCGAAAAAGCACUCCUUCCUUUAUGCAUCUCCAUUUUUCAAAUGGACUUCCACCUGCAGACUCCUUUGCAUCCAUUCUAUCUUCCCACCUAGACUGGCACUGCUUAUGGCCGGGGAUUCUAUCAUCUGUUUCUGGCAGGCUGCACUGGGCUGGACUCACUAGAAACCCCAGUAAGUGUUGAAUAAAGGGAUGAAAGUACUGUCGGGGCCCUCAUGCUCUUUAAGGAGACCUGGUGCAUUGAAGUUGGAUGAACUUGGGUUAAAGUACAAACACUGCAAGAGCUGUUUGCUGGUGGGCAAGUCAUCUGAGUUCUGAGCCUUGAUUUCCUGUUCUGCCUACCUCUCAGGAUUCUGUGAAAUAACAUAUAUGAGGUGCCUGGCUUACUGUAGAGACUCAAAUAUUUAUCACCCUCUUGGCCAAGAAGCAGAGGAGCAAAAGGUGUUCAGGCAGUGAACAGGGGAUUAGGAUCAGGGGUCUAAGGGGCAGGAGGAGAAACUUCUGAGACCCCAGUGUGCUUGAAUGUCUCAAACUGUGCUGGCCACCUGCUCUGUCCUGGAGCAAAGUCCAGUUAGGUGAUGGGGUGGGGGUGACAGAUGAAGGGCCUGCCAAGGCCAAGCCCUCCCCUGUCCGUGAGAAUGGACCAGCCCCCAGUGACAUCACAAUCCUGGGGGGGUUGUCAAGGCGCUGCUGGAGGUGGACCCUCUUGUUUCUCCCCCUGGAGCUCUAGGAUGUGGAUGUGAGAAAGGUGAGCAAGGCAGGCAGAUGGCAACGGGAAACAGCUCUAACCCCAUGCCCAUGGGCACGGCUCAGGGUGACCCUGGAGAGGAGGGAACACUGCCAGGUGCUGAUGCUGGUGUCGAGGACACAGGUUCAGCCACUCAGCUGAAGAUGAAGCCCAAGAAGGUGCGCAAGAUCAAGGCACUCAUCUUUGACCUGGGCUCCCAGUACUGUAAGUGUGGCUAUGCAGGAGAGCCGAGGCCCACCUACUUCAUCUCCUCCACUGUGGGCAAGCGCUACUCCGAGGUCGCUGAUGCUGGCGACACCCGCAAGGAGACCUACGUGGGUCACGAGCUGCUCAACAUGGAGGCGCCUCUGAAGCUGGUUAACCCACUAAAAUAUGGUGUCGUGAUGGACUGGGACUGCGUCCAGAAUAUCUGGGAGUACGUCUUCCACACAGCCAUGAAGAUCCUCCCUGAGGAGCAUGCUGUGCUGGUCUCUGACCCCCCGCUCAGCCCCAGCAGCAACAGGGAGAAGUAUGCGGAGCUCCUCUUUGAAACCUUUGGCGUCCCUGCCAUGCACGUGACGUCCCAGUCGCUGCUGUCCAUCUAUUCCUAUGGCAAGACCUCAGGGCUGGUGGUGGAGAGCGGGCAUGGCGUCUCGCAUGUGGUGCCCAUCUCAGAGGGCAACGUGCUGCCAGGCCUGACGAGCCGCGCUGACUAUGCCGGGAGCGACCUCACCAACUACCUGCUGCAGCUGCUCAACGAGGCCGGCCACAAGUUCACGGACGACCACCUGCACAUCAUUGAGCACAUCAAGAAGGAGUGCUGCUACUCGGCGCUCAUGCCCGAGGAGGAGCUCCGCCUGGGUCUGGAGGAGCUGCAUGUGGUCUACGAGCUCCCCGACGGCAAGCUCAUCACCAUCGGCCACGAGCGCUUCCAGUGCGCCGAGAUGCUCUUCAAACCCACGUUGGUGGGCAGCAACCAGCCCGGCCUUCCUGCACUCACGGCUGCCUGCCUGGACCGCUGCCAGGAGGCGGGCUUCAGGGAGGAAAUGGCGGCCAACGUGCUGCUGUGUGGUGGCUGCACCAUGCUGGACGGCUUCCCCGAGCGCUUCCAGAGGGAGCUGAGCCUCCUCUGCCCUGGGGACAGCCCUGCAGUGGCUGCCGCUCCCGAGAGGAAGACCUCCGUGUGGACCGGCGGCUCCAUUCUGGCCUCCCUGCAGGCCUUCCAGCAGCUCUGGGUCAGCAAGGAGGAGUUUCAGGAGCGGGGCAGCGCAGCCAUCUACAGCAAGUGCUGAGCGGCGGGCCCCGAUAGGCAAGGCCUUGGGGGCAGGCGGCCACAUGCCACUCUAUACACAUUUACAGAAUUUCGCAUAAAACUUUAACAUGCAAUGGCUCUUGUCUAGUCUGAAUUUCUUGCUCUAAUCUGAUAGAAAGU
Molecule: messenger RNA, 3283 nt
Organism: Diceros bicornis minor
Lineage: Eukaryota; Metazoa; Chordata; Mammalia; Perissodactyla; Rhinocerotidae
Gene: ACTL7B
Product: actin like 7B
Exons: 1
Coding region: 1890-3143 (417 amino acids)
Cellular component (GO): cytoplasm; nucleus
Source: RefSeq, a predicted model, not a curated record